AGGAAGUCCAGCUGGCUUCACCUCUCACUAUCAUAAUUUAUGCAAGAAUUCCCCAUUGAUGGAAAUUUUAAAGAUUAUUAUAGCAUUCUUUGUAGUGACAAAAAAUUAUUCUUGUAAUUAUAUCCUUAUACUUUUGUAGAAUAAAUUCCUGGAAGAGGUUUACAUUCAUAUAAUUCUUUUAGUAGUUGCUUAUUUUUUCCCAAAAGGGUGUGGCAGUUAAUAAUAUCAGUAGUAUUCAUUUCCCCAAACUCUUGAUGAACCCAAUCUAAUGUUUUAUUUACAUUUCCUUGACUACUAGAGAAAUUGGGUUUAGCUUCAUAUGUUUGUUAUCUGUGCCCACUUUUCUGUGAAGUACUUCUUCAUUUUUUGCCCGUUUAAAAAACUAGGUUGUUUGACUUACUGCUUUGCAGGGGCUUUUUAUAUAUUAGGGAUAUUACUUUGUUUUGUGUUGCAAAUAUUUUCUCCUUAUCUGUUUGUCUUUCAGUUCUUCUUAUAAUUCUCCUUUGCUUUUCAAAUUAUUUUCCCGUUUUUUAGCUGUUGAAUUAAACAGUUCUUACCAUAUUUUGAUUCCCUGCAUUUUUCCAUUACUGCUUCCUGUUGGGAACGCUUGUUUGAAAAAAAUAACAGGAAGUUGAAUUUUAACUAUACUGUUGAGUUUGAGCUUUUGUAAAGUCAAAAGACAAAAUUAUCACAAAUGUAGUUUAAAGAUCUUAACUGGCUUUAUUUGCAGUUCUGGUAUCGGGCAGCAUGUGAUUCCAUAAGAUUGUGUUCGAGUGAGCUGAGGAGAGGAGGCUGGCUUUGCGGAAAGAAAAGGGCUGAAAAAUGCAGAAACAUAGAACCCAAAAUAGGUUGUUUCAAAGUUACUUUCUUUGUAAGGCCGGAACAGGGAGACACAACAAUGGAAAAUAACUGGUUAAAAUCGGGUUAGUUUUUGUUGUAAGGAUUAAAACAAAGGAAAGGUCUUUUCUGUGAUUGUAGGAAAAUGUGAAUUUUCUGACUCAGGUGUGCCCUCCACCUUGACCAGUCUCCCCUUGGUGUUCUCCCAAAGCAGAGCCCUUCCUUCUCCCUUGUUUAUUUAAUAUUCAUUAUAGUUAUGGAUUUCUGGAUUCCUAAUUUUUCAGGGGUCUGUUUUCAAUACUGUUCUUGUUUUUGUCCCUACAUUGUCCCAGCUUUAGGAUUGCCAGACUCAAAUAUUAUGAUUAUGGCCUACUAGGUGACCUUCAGUUCAUACUGUCUGGAGGAGUGCUGAAUGCAGUUAUUGGCAGCUCUUCAGUGGGUCAUCUGUGUGUCACAGCCUCAGAAGACCAGCAAGAUGGCUGCCAACAAGAGUAAGGGCCAGAGCUCCUUGGCCCUCCACAAGGUGAUCAUGGUUGGCAGCGGAGGCGUUGGCAAGUCAGCCCUGACGCUUCAGUUCAUGUAUGACGAGUUUGUAGAAGACUAUGAACCUACCAAAGCUGACAGUUAUAGAAAGAAAGUGGUUCUUGAUGGGGAAGAAGUUCAGAUAGAUAUUCUGGACACCGCUGGGCAAGAGGACUACGCAGCCAUUCGAGAUAACUACUUUCGGAGUGGGGAAGGGUUUCUUCUUGUGUUCUCAAUCACAGAACAUGAAUCCUUUACAGCAACUGCCGAAUUCAGGGAACAGAUUCUCCGUGUGAAGGCUGAAGAAGAUAAAAUUCCACUGCUCGUCGUGGGAAACAAGUCUGACCUAGAGGAGCGGAGGCAGGUGCCUGUGGAGGAGGCCAGGAGUAAAGCCGAAGAGUGGGGCGUGCAGUACGUGGAGACGUCAGCGAAGACCCGGGCCAACGUGGACAAGGUGUUCUUUGACCUAAUGAGAGAAAUCAGAACAAAGAAGAUGUCAGAAAACAAAGACAAGAAUGGCAAGAAAAGCAGCAAGAACAAGAAAAGUUUUAAAGAAAGAUGUUGCUUACUAUGAGUGUCAAGGUGACGGAUGAAGCCAGCUGCUCCUAAGGACACAGGGCUGGGUUGGUAAAGAGAAGGCUAUGGUUAACUUCUUGCUUGUGCUUCCCACUCUCCCCAACUUCAUUCACUCAAACUUCUUUAAAUGGGGAAAAAUAUUUGUGACUCAGUGGCUGGCAGAAGAAAUAAGCCCAUGCAAGUGGAAGGGCUGCUUUGUCAGGAGGUUGUGGAGUUUCUUUCUUCUCCCCUUCUUCCCUCCCAAAAGCUUAGCUAUGUAUGAAGUGCCACAGAUAGGAAACAGCUGUUAAUUACAAAGAGAAAGAAUUGUCAUAGCAUCUUAUUUUGUUCCUAGUUUUAUAACAUUACCAUCCUUCGUUUCGAACUACAGAUGUUGUAGUGGGUUUCGGAGGAGGGAGUGGAGUAAGAUGCCUUCCCACUUUUAUCAGUUUAGUAGUAGUACUGAGAAAAAUCCCUUCAGCUCUAAGAACACUGAAAAAUCCACCGAUUUUUUGGGUAAGCUUCUUGGCAAUACCCUGUGGAUCUGAAACAGCUAAAGAAAUGAAUUUGAAUUGCGCCAGAUAGGUCAAUACCAAGCUUCUGAUUCCUCCUCACAUAUGAAAAGUGAAAGUUGUGAGUUGUUUUCCUCUUAUUUAAACAUUGGCCUAUUAUAAUCUGUGUUGGUUAUUUUUCUCCUGUAAGCAUCCUGAUUUUUAUGUAGGGACUUUUCUUUGGCAGACCAAGUGAAGACUCAGGAAUGGUGUGCAUUAUAAAUGACACACGUUGCCACUCGUGUAGAUAUUUUUAAGUUCUUUGGCUAAGUCCUCUCCUAACUGCCUGUCCUCUGGUUAGGCCCCUCCCUCUCCACUAGUGGUGAAUGCAUGUGUCUGUCUGAUCAGCAUCACUGCACACGGAGGUCUAGUGAGCCUCUUGCUAAGUGUCACACACACUCUUCCCAAAGACGUGAUGAGUUAAAGUUGUAUUCUGAAAUCGUGAAGCCAGAGCCUGUGCCAGACCUUCUGCUACCUCUCAUAGAAUUGCUCUGUAAUUCUAAAUUUAAAAUUAGAAGUAGAGAGAGAUAAAGCCAUCGCCCCUUUGCCUCUGAGAAUUGGCUGCUGUUUCUAAUAUAAUUAUUUUCUAAGAUAGCCAGAUAGUUAGAAAAAGAUUUUCAUUGAUGACAUAUCUUUAAACUUUCUUGCAUCAGUAUUCUAAAUUGAGCAAACUAAAAGAUUUUCAUCAGGAAAGGAGCACUGUGGUAAAAGCCCAGUAUUCACAUUUUUUCCCCAUUUUUCAGAAGCAACAUUUCAUAUAUAGGUGCCAAAAGUGAAUCGGGGUGUGGAGAGUGGGAACCUUUUGAAUUUAUGAUUAUCACAGAGAUGGUAGAAAUUAUGAUCUGACUGGAAAACAAUCCUGUAUCCCCUCCCAAAGAAUCAUGGGCUUUUUUUUGAAUAAAAAAGCAGGCAAAUAGA
Messenger RNA from Pan troglodytes (chimpanzee), 3383 nucleotides. It is a transcript of the gene RALB, whose product is annotated as RAS like proto-oncogene B. The record is from RefSeq and is a predicted model, not a curated record. Gene Ontology annotation, biological process: signal transduction. Gene Ontology annotation, molecular function: GTPase activity; GTP binding. Gene Ontology annotation, cellular component: membrane. The transcript has 5 exons. Lineage: Eukaryota; Metazoa; Chordata; Mammalia; Primates; Hominidae. Bases 1250 to 1933 code for a protein of 227 amino acids.